Messenger RNA from Apodemus sylvaticus (European woodmouse), 5657 nucleotides. It is a transcript of the gene Snx29, whose product is annotated as sorting nexin 29. The transcript is spliced from 21 exons. Gene Ontology annotation, molecular function: phosphatidylinositol binding. Bases 97 to 2556 code for a protein of 819 amino acids. The record is from RefSeq and is a predicted model, not a curated record. NCBI's taxonomy places the organism in Eukaryota, Metazoa, Chordata, Mammalia, Rodentia, Muridae.
GGCGGGGCGCGCGUUGUCCCGGCCUGUGUGGAGCUCGGCGGCUGCAGACGAAGCGGCGGCGGCAGCAAGGCAGGCGGCGGCCCCGGGAGCGGCAACAUGAGCGGGUCGCAGAAUGAUGACAGAAGGCAGUUCCUGCUGGAGCGGCUGCUGGACGCAGUGAAGCAGUGCCAGAUCCGCUUUGGAGGGAGAAAGGAGAUUGCCUCAGACUCGGACAGCAGGGUGACCUGUCUGUGUGCCCAGUUUGAAGCCGUCCUUCAGCAUGGCAUGAAGAGGAGCCGAGGAUUAGCACUCACAGCUGCAGCCCUCAAACAGGCAGCAGGCUUCGCCAGCAAAACCGAGACAGAGCCCGUGUUCUGGGUCUACGUGAAGGAGGUGCUCAGCAAGCAUGAGCUGCAGCGCUUCUACUCCCUGCACCACAUCACCGCGGACGUCGGCCGAGGCCGGGCCUGGCUGCGCUGCGCCCUCAAUGAGCACUCCCUCGAGCGCUACCUGCACAUGCUGCUGGCCGACCGGGCCAGGCUCAGCACAUUCUAUGAAGAUUGGUCUUUUGUGAUGGAUGAAGAAAGGUCCAGCAUGCUCCCUACCAUGGCAGCUGGUCUGAACUCCAUACUCUUUGCAAUUAACAUUGACAACAAGGAUUUGAAUGGGCAGAGCAAAUUUGCUCCCACUGUCUCCGACCUCUUAAAGGAGUCAACGCAGAAUGUGACAUCUUUGCUGAAGGAGUCCACACAGGGCAUGAGCAGCCUCCUCAGGGAGAUCACAGCAUCCUCUGCUGUCUCCAUUCUCAUCAAGCCAGAGCAGGAGACUGACCCUCUGCCUGUCAUAUCCAAGAACGUCCAUGUUGACACCCGAUGUAAAAGGGAGCGGAGAAGGAGGAAGAAGGUGACCAACAUUGUCUCUUUUGAUGACGAUGAGGAAGAGCAGGGCCCUGGGGACACUUUAAAAAAGAUGCCUGGGACUGCAGAAAGCUCGGAGGAGAACUCUGACCGAUCCUCUGUCAACAUCAUGGCGGCCUUCGAAGGCCCGUUUGGGCCAAAUUCCAACGGUAGCCAGAGCAGCAACUCAUGGAAAAUUGACUCUGCAUCUUUGAAUGGGGAGCUGGUGUACCAGAAGCUUGACGUGAAGAGCAUUGACGAUGAUGUGGAUGAGAACGAGGAGGAUGUGUACAGGAACCCAUUAGGGAGGGGGCACACGGACCACGCGGAGCCACCAGACAGGACGCUGGAUGGGAGCGCCUGCCUUCCCCAGGUACAUGGCUGGGCCCCGCUGCAGGUGCUCCAUGGAGACGCUGAUGCAGAUCCUGACGUCCUCUUCCCUGUCAGUGGAGUGGGCUCCUAUGGUGCAGCAGAUGCCCCUGUGGGAAGUCUGGAGAAUGGAACAGGAACAGAGGACCACAUAAUCCCAGAGCCUGGCCUUCGGUACAGUAGGGAAGCCAGUUCUCCAGGCCGAGGAAGUCCUCUGAGCAGCUUGUUACCUUCUGCCUCGGUGCCUGAGUCCAUGACAGUCCAUGAACUGCGCCAAGCCAUCGUGGCCAUGAUGAACAGAAAGGAUGAACUGGAGGAAGAGAACGGGUCACUGCGGAAUCUCCUUGACGGUGAGAUGGAGCACUCGGCGGCUCUCCGGCAGGAGGUGGAUGCCCUGAGGAGGAAGGUGACAGAGCAGCAGGAACGUCAUGCCACAAAAGUCCAGGCGCUGGCCAGAGAAAACGAGGUGCUCAAAGUCCAGCUGAAGAAAUAUGUAGGAGCUGUCCAGAUGCUGAGAAGAGAUGGUCAGACUGCGGAAGUUGUACCUAGUCUUUGGAAUGUUGAUGCAGAAGUCACAGUCCCUGAACAGAAGCCUGGGGAAGUUGCUGAAGAACUAGCAAGCUCCUACGAGAGGAAGCUCAUCGAGGUGGCCGAGAUGCAUGGGGAGUUGAUUGAGUUCAACGAGCGUCUGCACAGGGCCCUGGUGGCCAAGGAAGCCCUGGUGUCGCAAAUGAGGCAGGAGCUGAUUGACCUCCGAGGCCCGGUGCCUGGAGAUUUGAGCCAAACAUCUGAAGACCAGAGUUUGUCGGAUUUUGAAAUAUCAAAUCGGGCACUGAUCAAUGUCUGGAUCCCUUCUGUGUUUCUCCGAGGCAAAGCAGCCAACGCAUUCCACGUGUAUCAGGUCUACAUUCGGAUAAAAGACGACGAGUGGAACGUGUAUCGGAGGUACACCGAGUUCCGGGGGCUGCACCACCAGCUGCAGAGUGCUUUCCCGCAAGUAAGGGCGUACAGCUUCCCUCCCAAAAAGGCCAUCGGAAACAAGGAUGCCAAGUUUGUAGAAGAGCGACGAAAGCAGCUCCAGACUUACCUACGCAGCGUCAUGAACAAGGUCAUCCAGAUGGUGCCCGAAUUUGCUGCCAACCCCAAGAAGGAGACCCUGGUGCAGCUGGUGCCCUUCUUUGUGGACAUCACCCCACCUGGAGAACCGCUGAACAAGAGCACCAGGCCCAAAGUAGUUACCCGCUUCCCUAAGCUGUCUCGAGGCCAUCCCAGGGAGGUGCGCAACGUGGAGCCUCAGAGUGGUGACCUCUGACCUCAGUGGACUCUCAGCCCUCAGCCACUUUGUGCUCAACCUUGCCGUGGCCGCUGGCCCUGGACACCUUGGCAGGAUGACCAUGUCCCCAACAGAGAACACACCCUUCCUGCUGCCACAUGCCACCCAAUUAAACUGCUCAGUUUUAGUUGCUGGGUUUCUGUCCUUAGAGCAAGGCAUUGCUCGCUGGACAGACACAGAUGGGGGCACUGUCACUACCCCCAGGGUGGCCGGGGAUGGUUGUCUCCUCCUCCAGUUCUGCCAACAGGACAGUGGGUGCCAGGCUGGGCCCAGACCCCUGGCUGAGAUGCCCAACACAUGGCUGAAGGAUCCUUCAGAUGCCUCCUGUGACGCUUUCCCACGUGGGAACUAGAAUGACUGUUACACUCUGGAAUUUCCCGCUGCAGCUGCCUGCUGCAGUGGGGGAUGGGGUCUCCUUCCCUGUCCUCUUCCCCCUGUGUGGACACCAAGAACACUGCCACAUGGCAUGUAUGGAUAUGAUUUCUCCAUCUAGUGGCCUGGCAAAGGCAAUUGGCAGUGACUGGCUCGUGAGGAACUUCCCCUUCCCUCCUCGUGCUGGCUCCAGGAAGCAACGUCCAUACAGGAAACCGGACGCUGCCCCAGCAAGGACAGCGAGUUGGACCAGCACAACCCUCAGCAGCAGCCUGAGAACUCUGACCUGAGAAUUGGUGGCUGUAACCUCAAGUCACUAGAGGUUUGGCUCUGGGCAUUACUGUGGAAGGCUAGCCCUCUAGGCUCUCAGACCCGGUGCCAGAACUGAAGAGAGAAUGAUUGUCCCCUAACAUCUCAGUGGGAGCAGAAUGCUGUGUCCCCACAAGAUGUAGCUCUAUCGCUCAUGUCUCAGGGUCCCAUCCUGGAGUCCAGGGCUCGCAGGCAUGGGGUGGGGUAAGACCCACAGCUCUGCCUUCCUCUGCCAUCAAGGCUGCCCCGCCCCCAUUCUCAGAAGCCACUUCCGUGGUGCUCUGCCUUUCUAGGUCAGAACCUCCUGGCUGUCUGCGUGCAGUGUGGAGGGGCUUGCCAAAGGGACCAUGUACCAAGCAGUGUGCACUUCUCUGCCUGCCAAGGAAGGAGUACACAGUGGCGUCUACCAAGGGGUGGUGGAAGGCAGCCUGAGCAGGAGAUGUAGGAUCCUGCUACGCCGCCCACAUGUCCCACAGCAGCGUCCUGAGCACCAGGUCUUUGGGACACCUGGCCUAACAUGUCACUAAGAGUCUGGGCUCUCUCUCACUGCAAACAGGGCAUAUAUAGAGCCAUCUUUCACAUUCAGCACCGGCAGUUAAAUCAGGGAAGGAAGGAAGGAAGGAAGGAAAGGCAGUCAGGCUCCCAGACUUCAGGCAUUGGUUUUCUGGGAUUAAUUAUGGGGAACUUGCCUGACUCUGCCAUAAUGUGAAUACAAAGGCUUGGUUCCAGGGACUCUGCAGGCCCUUUGGUUUGGUUGCUUGACAUCGGCCUCCUACCCAGUCCAUUUCCCCAUCUCGGGGAUUGACACUAGGGCCUUGCGAGUGCUGGACAAGAGCUCUCCGGCAAGCCUCACUCUAGCCUCGCCCACUCACUGCUUCCACAGAAACCCAGCAAACUCCUGGUUCCAGGUUGCCUGACUUAUACCUCACAAGAGCAUGUCUGCACUCAGACAGAGCAGGGCAGGGCAGGGUCAGGUGAUGGAAGGCCGUUCCCACAGUGCUCCUCAGAUCUGAGGCCCAGUCCAGAGGAGAAUGCAGAGUCGUAGCCACCUGGUCUGACACAACCUCAGCUGUUCAGGAGCCAGUUUCCUAAUUCUCCCCUGACUGUGGCCUUGGCAUUCUUGUGGCUGUUAAAACUUUGUUUCUAUGAGUUCACAUGUCCUGAGGGCAGGUCACAGUGUUCUGGGUCUUGCUUACUGUGUCAUCUAUUCCUGCUCCAUCUGUCUGUGUAACCUGUAGACACAACUGGCCCCUGAGGAGAGGCUGGGCCCUGUUCUCUUAGGUCCACCACCACACUCCCUCAUGGUGGCAGCCUGUAUGUGCAUUCACCCACCCAAUAUGCUCAACUGAGGGACUCCUGAGAGACUUAGAUCUUCUGCCAGCGGGAAGACUCAGGAGCAGGCAGUCUCUCCAUGGUGCCCUGCCCCUGCCUGCUCUAUUGUCUGAGAAGCAUGCAAGAAGGAGUGGCCUCAUGACCAUGGCAAUAACAGUCCUGAUUGCCCAACAUUCCCACUUAGAGACAUUGCUACCCACCCCAGAGCCACGUCCUGGCCUGGGAGCUGUGUCCAGAAGGCAGGUGCCUCCUUACGAACAAGGUCUAUUGUAACAAACAUUCUCCAAACUAUCGUGCAUUAUUUCACUAAAGCUAGUGUUAAGUGUUUGCUGUUUAGGUUGGUUUUGCUAACUUUGCACAACUGUAGCCCUGUAUAUUUUAUCUAAUAUUUCUGUGCCAAAAAGUUCAGGUCCUGUUGCUGUGAUGUGUGGUCUCCAUUAUGCAUCUGAAGUAAAGUCUAGGCAGUGGAUAGGGAGGGGAGAGGGCACAGCGGCUGGGCUAGAGUGGCUGCCGUGUGGGGGCCUGGGGUUCACUUGUCCCGGGGCCAUGUUCUCCCGCUCUGAAGACAUCUCACCUCCUGUUCCAGUGCCCGCCACCCGCUGCCUGCUCAGCUCUGCCUCACCAGGAGGUGCCCACUUGACCACAGGGAAGUUUGGUUUUUUGUUUUCUUUUUCAUCAGUAGGACAGAUUGGGAAGACCAAGCAAGAAUUGGGACAUGGGCCACAUGACAAUGGUCUGCACAGGAACCAGGGUUGCUGAGAACCUGGGAAGAGGGCCUGAGAGCUGGGACCUCCAGGGAGUGAAGGCCUUGGUCUGUUAUCUCAUCCACCCUGCAAAGGUCUCUGCGGCUGCUGCAGCCCUGUCUGGAGCCCAGAGAUCUGAGCAUGUGCUGUUCUGUCUCCCCUCUUAUGUUAAGGUUUACACAAUAGAAUUUUUAAACAAAUAUGUUUAAUUUUCUAAAAUCUCUUGUAUUAAAUUUUUCUUUUGGAAUAAGCUGUGGAUUUUGUUACAAUCUGGUUGAGAGAAGCCUUUUCAGUGAGGGGAUUAAAAUGGCAUUUUCUAAAUUA